GACACGACGACCACGGAGCCUGAGGUCAAAGGUCACCUGCGUGUCAAAAGAGGCUUCAUCGUUCCAGGAACUCUUUGGUGUGGAUCUGGAAACAAGGCGCCGUCUUAUGACGACUUAGGCGUCUUUUCCGACACGGACAGCUGCUGCCGCCAGCACGACCAGUGCCAGCACGCCAUCUUGUCCUUUCACUCCCGCUUUGGCGUCUUCAACUCCAACAUCUUCACCAUGUCUCACUGCGACUGCGACAACAAGUUCCGCCGCUGCCUGCUGGAGGCGAAGGACAGCAUGGCCGCCGUGGUGGGCUACACCUUCUUCAACGUGCUGCACAUGCACUGCUUCCACUUGUCACGCAGGCUGCAGUGUGCACAGAGGAACUGGUUUGGGACGUGCAAGGAAAGCAAGAUGGCGUUGUACGCCGAGGUCCACCCGCCCACGCCCUACCAGUCCAGCGACCCCACGGCAACCAGCGUCCCAGACAUGUCCUUAGCUUUGAUGUCCCUGACCACGCCCCCUUCAGUCUUGUCCACGCCAGCUGUAUCUUCGCCUGAGAACGGCAGCAGCCAAUCAGAGGCCAGUAUGGGCCAGAAGGGAUCCUGCAGUGUCUUUAAGCUCCUGGAUGAGUGCAGGGACAAAAUCCCCCCCAAGAAGACCAGAUUUGGACUCUUCAACUCCGAGUCCAAGACCAUGUACCACUGCCGCUGCACCCGCAGAACCUUCCACACUUUGACCCGACAGCACCAGCCGCUGACCCCGGUGCAGAACGUCCUGCUGGGCCUCGUGUCCACAUCAUGCUUCCUGCAAAAGGACGAAACACACGAGCAAAUCAGCAGCAGCGGGUCACCUGCGGUCCUGCGGGAAGCAGAACUUUCCAGGCUGCGGUCCAAUGCUGAUGCGGAGGAGCAGCGCCACCUAGAGGCCGUGCUGGAGAAGGGCAGAAGAAGACGAGGAGGGGUCAAAGUUCACAAAGUUUGUAUGAGGAUGCUGAGACACAAAGUCCACAAGGCAGGAAGUGUGAACACAUGAAGGAAAAGCUCAUUGUUAUUAUUUUUAUCCUCCCAAUAAUUUUAAAGCUCAGAAACUACUGACAAACAUUUAAUUUAGAAACAUUCUUCUGGUUUAUUUUCUGUGCAUCAACUACUUCAAUGAUUCAGUGAGCCGUUUUAAAUGUAAAUAUGUGUGGAAAUUCUAUCUUUUUCAGUGACGACAUGGCUGAGUGAGUUGAAUGUUUUGGAUCUGCUGUGACUUGUAAAUGGAAAUUAAAAAUGUAAAUCCAUGCAAUAAA
Molecule: messenger RNA, 1282 nt
Organism: Nerophis lumbriciformis (worm pipefish)
Lineage: Eukaryota; Metazoa; Chordata; Actinopteri; Syngnathiformes; Syngnathidae
Gene: pla2g3
Product: phospholipase A2 group III
Biological process (GO): arachidonate secretion; phospholipid metabolic process
Molecular function (GO): A2-type glycerophospholipase activity
Source: RefSeq, a predicted model, not a curated record